This is a messenger RNA of Sesamum indicum (sesame), 1079 nucleotides long. Its product is annotated as ubiquitin family protein. Lineage: Eukaryota; Viridiplantae; Streptophyta; Magnoliopsida; Lamiales; Pedaliaceae. Gene Ontology annotation, molecular function: protein binding. The record is from RefSeq and is a predicted model, not a curated record.
AUCAAAAUUCCAACUUCGAACCCCCAAAUGAUAAUCAAUUUGUAACUUUUCAGUAGCUUGUAUAGAAAGGCUCGGCGCAGCCCCCCAAUUACGACCACCACCGCCACGCAAUUGACCUCUUUCCGCCCUACCAUAAACAAUUUCGGUACACAAAUUGGUGGACUGAUGGCCAAUCUCAUCGAAGAGGAUGAAGGAAUGGUUAAUAUCACUGUGCGGACCAUCGGUCCUUCCCCUCCGUCUCACCUCAGGGUCCCUUCUUCGCUCAAAGUUAAAGAGUUGAGGGAAUUGAUUGCUGGGACUAGUCACCUGCCCCUUAAGAAUAUGAGGCUUGUUUGUCGAGGGAAUGUCUUGCACGAUAGUACAAAUGGUGAUGAUAUAUUGGUGCAACUCCAGGAUGGAGAAACUGUGUUUGUUGCCAUCAAACCCCAGCCGCCUGCUAAGCAUAUUAGCAAUUUUGAUGACGACGAUGGCGAAGAUCUUAAAUUUCAACUUCCACAAUCAACUAGCAAGUGGAAAAGAAGGCUUUUCUUUGUUUUACGUGAUAAAUUUAAGUUUCCUGAUAUGCUUUUGAUGGUGAUUUUCUCUCUCAGUCUAAAGAUGUGGACAACAAUUGUAGUAUGGUUUAUUCUGGCAUCUGUUGCCCAUAGAUUGGGUGUCGGGCCUCUAUAUAUACUUGGAACUGGAUUUCUUAUCAUUUUCUACAACCUUGGGCAUCGGCAACCUGGCGAUAUAAGCGCAUAUUCUAUAUUCAAUGAAGAUUUUAGGGAACUUCCUGGGACUCUCAAUGCGGAUCGCCUCGACAGGGACAUCAGACUUGGGCGAUUCUGAGUGCUAGGUGCUGUAGUUCAUGGAGCAACAGCCCCAUUUUUGUACUAAUAUCUGUAAUUAGAAUUUUCAGAAAACAUCUGUAAAAGUCUGAGUCUAAACCCAGAUUGUCAUCAUUGAAGUGUUUGCAGUUGUACGACUAAGUUAGCUCUCCUUUCAAAAAGAUCCGUGUAGGAGCGGUCUGAGUUUCCUUGUGACUAAGCAUGUGUUAUUUUUCAAUUAGUAAUUGUAAAUAUCCACUUAUUGUUUAACUA